AUGCCGUCGAAGGUGUCCUGCCUCUACCUGCUCACAGUGGUGUGCUGGGCCAGCGCCCUGUGGUACCUGAGCGUCACGCGGCCCUCCUCGUCCUACAUGGGAGGGCUCAGCCUCCCCCUGCGGCAGUCGGGAAAGCAGGGGAAGAACGGCACGCUGGGCAACAUGCGCACGCGCUCCCUCAACCCGCACGACUUUGACUAUCUCAUCAACGAGGACCGCAAGUGCGAGGCCGAGGUUCCCUUCCUGGUCAUCCUGAUCAGCACCACGCACAAGGAGUUCGACGCGCGCCAGGCCAUCCGUGAGACGUGGGGCGACGAGAGCGCCUUCGCCGACAUGCGCAUCGUGACGCUCUUCCUGCUGGGCCGCAACGCCGACGCCGUGCUCAACCAGAUGGUGGAGCAGGAGAGCCAGAUCUUCCACGACAUCGUGGUGGAGGACUUUGUGGACUCGUACCACAACCUGACGCUCAAGACCAUGAUGGGCAUGCGCUGGGUGGCCACCUUCUGCGCCAAGGCCCAGUACGUGCUGAAGACGGACAGCGACAUCUUCGUCAACAUGGAGAACCUCAUCUUCAACCUGCUGAAGCCCGCCACUAAGCCCAGGCGGAGGUACUUCACGGGCUACGUGAUCAACGGCGGGCCCAUCCGGGACAUGCGCAGCAAGUGGUACAUGCCCCGGGACCUGUACCCGGACAGCAAGUACCCGCCGUUCUGCUCGGGCACGGGCUACGUGUUCUCGGCCGACGUGGCGGAGCUGGUGUACAACACCUCGCAGCACACGCGGCUGUUGCACCUGGAGGACGUGUACGUAGGCGUGUGCCUGCGCAAGCUGGGCAUCCACCCCUUCCAGAACAGCGGUUUCAACCACUGGAAGAUGGCGUACAGCUUGUGCCGCUACCGCCGCAUCGUCACCGUCCACCAGAUCUCCCCUGAGGAGAUGCACCGCAUCUGGAACGACAUGACCAGCAAGAAGCACCUGAAGUGUUAA
This is a messenger RNA of Gadus chalcogrammus (walleye pollock), 987 nucleotides long. Its product is annotated as beta-1,3-galactosyltransferase 1-like. Bases 1 to 987 code for a protein of 328 amino acids. Gene Ontology annotation, molecular function: N-acetyl-beta-D-glucosaminide beta-(1,3)-galactosyltransferase activity. The record is from RefSeq and is a predicted model, not a curated record. Gene Ontology annotation, cellular component: membrane. NCBI's taxonomy places the organism in Eukaryota, Metazoa, Chordata, Actinopteri, Gadiformes, Gadidae. The transcript has a single exon.